This is a messenger RNA of Anopheles maculipalpis, 1832 nucleotides long. RefSeq names its product ATP-binding cassette sub-family G member 5. The coding region runs from base 4 to 1812 and encodes 602 amino acids. Gene Ontology annotation, molecular function: ATP hydrolysis activity; ABC-type transporter activity; ATP binding. Gene Ontology annotation, cellular component: plasma membrane. Lineage: Eukaryota; Metazoa; Arthropoda; Insecta; Diptera; Culicidae. The record is from RefSeq and is a predicted model, not a curated record. The transcript is spliced from 8 exons.
ACCAUGAUCGGGAGUGACUACGUGCUUGAAGCGCACAACAUCUACCACACAACCGAGGUUGAUACGGGCGGGUGCUUUAAUGGCGGUGGACAGUCGGCACUGGUGCUGAAGGGAGUGCAUCUGACCGUGCACAGUGGCGAGGUGAUGGCCAUCCUCGGUUCGAAGGGCAGUGGAAAGCGUGCCCUGCUGGAUGUUAUCGCCCGCCGGUCGGAUGGAUCGUCCCGUGGGCAGGUGCUGCUUAAUGGUGCACCGCUAACGAAGUCACUGUUUCAGCAGCGUUGCGGGUACGUGACGCAUGCCUGUGACUUCAUACCGGGGCUGACGGUUUCUCAAACGCUUCACUACACACCUACAAUCCUGGGAGGUUAUUUGAAAAGCUCCAAAGUACGCCAGGUACUUGCCGAUCUUGCACUGUCACAGGUGUCUCACAAGAAGGUGGAAAAUCUUAACAUUAGCGAAAAGCGUCGGCUUGCGAUCGGUAUACAGCUGGUUCGUGAUCCCGUGAUGCUGUUGCUGGAUGAACCGACACAAGGGUUGGAUCCAUUGAGCGCUUAUCUGCUGAUUAGCAUUCUGUCCAACUCGGCAAAGAAGACCGGCUGUGGAAUAUUGCUUUCGCUGGAAAAACCUCGUUCUGAUGUGUUUCCCUUUUUGGACAGGGCAUUGUUUUUGUGUUUGGGUGGUGCUGUGUAUUCGGGCGGUACUAGAGCUAUGCUAGAAUACUUCCAUGGUAUUGGAUUCCCGUGCCCACAGUUAGAAAAUCCCCUUAUGUACUAUCUCUGCUUGUCAACAGUGGAUCGAAGAUCUCGCGAUCGGUUCCUAGAGUCAAGCCAGCAGAUUGAGGCGCUAGUGGAGCGAUUCGCCCGUGAAACACCUAUCCCAGAAGCGCCGAUCAAUCCGAUCGGUAGUGGCAAGAUCCCUUUGGCGUAUGGGAAACCUGGUGAACUGAAAGUAUGGGGAAUCCUGUACCUACGUUUAUUGGCGGCCACUUUCUCCUGCGGUUAUGCCGGCAUGAAGGCCCUAUUUCUGCGUCUUCUUGCACUUCCAGCAACAAUGGGAUUGCUCUGGUUAUUCUACGGCCAAACCGGUGAUGAUGCACAUGGAUUCUUCAGCAAGGGUGGUUUAAUCUUGAGUGUGCUUGCUUUGAGCUAUGGCGUUGGUAUAUGGACAACCAUUUCACUAUUUCCACCUUGGCGUAAGCGGUUCUGUCAGGAAUAUGCAGAAGGACUUUACACCGGUGCAACGAUGCUGAUCGCUUACAAUACCGUUUCGAUACCGUUCUCCUUCAUCUCAUCGGCUGUUGCUGCCUGUGUUCUCUACCCGCUCGUACUAGACCCAUCCACUCCGGAUGGCAUGACGUUCACCUAUCUGAUGGUGGCACUCUGGACCAGCUUCAUGCUAGCCGAGCAGCUAUGCGUCAUGUUCUUGCUUGUCAUGAAAUCACAGCUGAACGCUGCCAUUGCUGCGUCCUACAUACUGAUCGUUUGCCUAACGCUCGCUAGUGGCACUAUCAGAUCCACAAAGGGACUGCCCGGCUGGCUGCAGGAAAACGCCAAAGGUGUACACACAAAGUACGCCAGUUCGCUUCUUCAUACCGCCACUUUUUUGGGACGCAAAAUGAACUGUACACCGGCUAACGGGAUCGUAUGUCCUCAACCGGCUGAUUUUCUUAUGGAACGGCUUGGACGGGCCAACCCGCAGGAAACGACCGAUAUCGCUGCCAGUAUUGCCUUUGCAUUGGGGUUGUGUGCAUUUAACAUGAUUCUGUAUCUGCUUCCUAUGCCACGCUUCGUGCGUCGAAAGUUCCGUGAGUAGGAAAGUUGAUGGUUUUACUA